AUGGUGUUUGAGAGCUUCUCAUUCAGCUUUCCAUGGAACUGGUCAUCAUCCUCCGGGAACCCACACGAAACUAAAAAGCUCAAGAAGAAAGUGUUACGCACCCGUAGCGAACAGAUCGAGCUUAAUGGGAAUGCAGGUCCACAGUACAAAAAUGAUUUUCAUGAUGGUUAUUACCCCGGUCUUGUCAAUAUAUCUGGAACGUACUGCUUCAUGAAUUCAACUAUGCAGGCUAUGGCCUCCUUGUCCUAUCUGCUGCCUUAUCUCUGGCACACGCAAGCCAAGGCCAUUCAACUUGACGUACCAUCACCCGUCGUGGACGCCCUCUUGGCUUUGCUCCAAGACCUCAACACACCUCGCACCGCUUAUCACUCAAUCCGUCCACUCGACAUGAUCACCGCCCUUGUCAAUCACUCCCCAAGCAAACACAACUCCCUAUUUUCCUCUCGAGAACAUCAAGACGCACAGGAAUUAUUCCAGCUCGUUUCCGAAUGUAUCAAGAAGGAAGUGGCCGCCGUUGAUAACGAAGGUCACCGGGACCGUGGUCUAGGUGGACUCUCUCAAGUCCGCAAUGACGCUAAUAAGGAGAUUGGGAAAAGCGUGUUCGAUGGCCUCACAGCGAACAGACGCAGCUGCGUCGAGUGUGGCUACACAGAAGCAGUCAUGCACUUUGCUUUCGACAGCUGGCAACUUGCUGUACCUCGAUACGUCGCAAGCUGUCACUUAGAGGAUUGUCUUGCGGAGUACACCAAGCUUGAGAUGCUGAACGAUUGCAUAUGCCGUAAAUGUUCGAUGAAGGCCACGCACCAGAAGCUCAGGCAAGAGGCAGACCGGUUAGCAGCAGCGGUGAACGCAGACCCUACCGCCUCCAUAUCGAAGAAGAAGAGGGUGAAAGAUGCUAGAAAACUAGAGCUCAGAGUGCAAUCUGCCUUAGAUCAUGGUCGACUAGAGGAGGACGUCAAGGGCGUCAAGCUGGAGAAAGUGUUCAGCAGAGCAUCAACAAAGCAAGCCAUGGUCGCAAGACCACCUCAAGUUCUUGCACUGCACCUCAAUCGAUCUCUCAGCUACGGCCACUAUGCUGCUAAGAACACAGUUCGCAUUCUGUUUCCCGAGGUUCUAGAUCUCACACCAUUUACAACUUCUGGCAACCUUUCCACCAAACCUUCUGUUCCUAUUUCAUCACAACCGCCCCUGCUUCCUCGUUCCACAACUCCUACACCAGCCACAUACGCUGUGCAAAGGACCAUCUACCGUCUUUCUGCGGUUGUGUGUCAUUACGGCCAACAUUCCUUCGGCCACUACGUCUGCUACCGGCGUAAACCACGGCCUGUAUCCUAUGGAUCGCGGCGCUUCGCACCACCAAGACUCGCUGACCCACUUGGCUGCGACUGCGAAAGGUGCCAGCGAUACGGGCCCGUGCGCGACGAUGACGAAGCCGUCGACUCCAUGUACCGCCCUGGCCGGGGAUGGCUACGGAUUAGCGACGACUCAGUGAAGGAAUGCGGAAUAGAGACAGUGAUGCAGGAGGGUUCUGGGGCAUUUAUGCUCUACUACGAGCGCGUGGUACAGUCGCGCCCUGGCAUUUACCCACAUCACAACUCACCACGAAGCUCAGAGGAGACACUCAAGCCGCGCGUGAACGGGUCAGCAACAUCGCUUGCAAGUUUGAUGGUAGAUGGGGAGGUUGUAGAGAGCAGGGGGAGAGGUUUGAUGGGUCCGAGAGUUGUGAGAAGCGUAGUGGCUGGGAGAAGAAGUGUUUCGGCUGCGCGACGGGACCGAGAGUCUCUAUCUGCAUCAACUCCAUCUCUAAUGAACGGAAGCGCUGUCCCUUUAACAGCAAAUAUGUCACAGAUUUCUCUAUCAAGUUCAUCCACCAAGUCGACGUCUUCCUCUCUUUGGGCAUCAGCACCGGACAUCAUGCAUCAACGUGCGUCAUCUUCGUCUUCAUCCCUUACUGCUCGUCCACCAGGAUCUCGCCAUCCCAAAUCCCCUCUGCCUACGCAUCCCUCACCUGUUGUUGACCAGAAAGCAUGA
Molecule: messenger RNA, 2031 nt
Organism: Suillus clintonianus
Lineage: Eukaryota; Fungi; Basidiomycota; Agaricomycetes; Boletales; Suillaceae
Exons: 6
Coding region: 1-2031 (676 amino acids)
Biological process (GO): protein deubiquitination
Cellular component (GO): cytosol; nucleus
Molecular function (GO): cysteine-type endopeptidase activity; cysteine-type deubiquitinase activity
Source: RefSeq, a predicted model, not a curated record